UUUUUGACAACCGCCAAAAAUAAAUGACGUCGUCAUUCCGCGACAACUAUGACCAAAACAGAAAACUCCUCGCAGGCAGUUGGAGCUCAUUACUUGGAUAACGUUACAGUCUAACGAGUAUGAAAACCUCUGGAAGCGAUGCUGCAGCCAGAAUUGGUCCGACUUCUGACAGAGGGACAUGUGUUAGUAAAAAGCUGCGAUGAAGACUGUCCGACGGGAAACACACGUGAGCCGAGGCAGAGUGAGGCAGAGGAGGGAAACCCGUUCAACUUCACCCCGCAGCUCAUCCACCUGCACAAAGACCACGAGCUGUUUGAGGAUGGGGACAUUCACAGACACAUGUAUCUGCAAGACCUCUACAUCUCAGAGGCUGAAGACAAGCCAACACCCAGUGUGUCAGAGUUUGCCUGUCACAUUUCUGGCUGCAGUGCAGUCUUCAGCACUUUGGAGGAGUACGAGCACCACUACAACUCCCUGCACAGACAUGUGUGCUGCUCCUGCCGUCGCUCCCUGCCAAGUGCCCGGCUCCUGGACAUUCACAUUCAGGAGUGGCACGACUCUCUCUUCACUAUCCUCGCCCAGAGGCAAGAUAUGUACCAGUGUUUGGUGGAGGGCUGUGGACAGAAGUUCAGGACUAGUAAACACAGGAAGGACCAUCUAAUACGAAUUCACAAGUAUCCUCCAGACUUCAGAUUUGACAAAACCAGAAAGGAGAGAGGAAACCGAGAGACGAAGAGACCGCAGCAGAACGACACAGCCAUGGAGGUAGUGGAUGAUGUGUGUGAGUCCGAGGGUGUGUGUGAGGUUAUGUGUGAUGUGUUGUCCGACCAACCCGAGCACGGGGAAUCCAUGGAGACGCAUGUGUGUCAGGAAGAAGCUGCUCGCACGGCAAAGUCUGCCUCUGCUGAGGAGCACGCAGAUCUUUCUGCUGCAGCUCACGGCACUGGGAAUACAAGCACCGAGCCACUAAAACCACAAUACUCCUACAGGGUCCCUACAACUGUGUGCUUCGGUCACGGCUCCGUCCGAGGCUUCAGAGGGCGGCGGGGAAGGAGGAAGUGAAACACCAGAAUCGAGUCUUCUGUCCUUUUAAGAUGUACAACUUUAUACCCUCGUCUUGUAAGAUAUUUACUGUCAUAUGUGUCCUUAACUUGAAAUAAAAUGUUUUUUGCACAACCCCCCCCUGAUGUGUGUAGAUGUUCGUUCAGGUGAUGAAGAAUAAGUUUUGUUGUAAGGUGUAGUUUUUUUUUGUUUUGUUUUUUUUCUGCUACAUAUUCCCCAUCUCACUUCUCCUCUUGGGGACAUUCUGGAUGUCAGAGCUAUCUCAGUGUUUCAUUUAAUGCAUCAAUGUCAUCUGUCUUUAUAAUAAACUUUAUUUUUCCAAAGUACA
Molecule: messenger RNA, 1390 nt
Organism: Siniperca chuatsi (mandarin fish)
Lineage: Eukaryota; Metazoa; Chordata; Actinopteri; Centrarchiformes; Sinipercidae
Gene: znf511
Product: zinc finger protein 511
Exons: 6
Coding region: 139-1062 (307 amino acids)
Source: RefSeq, a predicted model, not a curated record